Messenger RNA from Catharus ustulatus (Swainson's thrush), 2121 nucleotides. RefSeq names its product leucine-rich repeat-containing protein 14-like. Lineage: Eukaryota; Metazoa; Chordata; Aves; Passeriformes; Turdidae. The coding region runs from base 339 to 1799 and encodes 486 amino acids. Gene Ontology annotation, cellular component: cytoplasm. The record is from RefSeq and is a predicted model, not a curated record. The transcript has 4 exons.
GGCCGGCAUUGCCGGUUUUGGGGAUCUCUGAAUGGAUUUUGAGAUAAUUUCGGCAUCCCUGUGUGAAUUUCGAGAUUCGCGUAAGGUUUUUUGGAACCUUGAGGGAUUUUGGGGUGGCCCUCGUAGGGUGGGGGCACUCUGGGACCCUCUUUUUAGAGAGCUGCACUGGGGGUACCCUCACAACACCGCCCCCACCUUCUCCCACAGCUUCCCUCUUCCUCGGGAUAUCCCUGGAUUCGAAGUUUCCGUGCAAUUCUCCCCUGGUGGUUCCUCAUCCUGUGCGUGAAGCACGGAAAAACUCUCUAUACCCCACAGAAGAAGUUCUAAGAGUAGAAUCCAUGGAUUCCCUCCUUCGCCUCUGUGCCCACCGCGUUGUCGCCCAGUGCUCUCUUCCCACCAUCCCUGCCCAUCUCUAUCCCGUCCUUUUCCAAGCGGCAUUCCGGGAUGGAAGACACCUCUUCCUGUGGUAUCUGGUGGCCACUUGGCCUUUCAAGGAGCUCCAUGUCCGGCAGCUUGUGGGGCACCUGGAGCUGCACUGGGAUCAUCGCAGCAUCAUCUCUGUCCAGGCCAUCAUCCAGGCUGUUGUGGCGCAGCUUCAGCGGAAGCUUGAAGAGCCCAGCAGUGAUUCCAGCAGGUGCCAGCUGCGCAUUUUGGACAUGACGGGAUUUUGGGAAGAUCCAGACAGUGACAUCACCAAGGCUUUGGUCAAGGCUUGUGUGGAGGUGUCCAAGCACCAGCAGGAAUUCCAGAGGCACAGACCCAAGCAGCACAAAGGAUGCUCUGGAGCCACCACAGCCACUCCACAGCCCCCAGGCGUGGACGUCCACACCGACCUGUACGUCAGCAAAAAGUCCAACAAGAUCGUGCGCGAUGCACUCCAGACUGGAGCCUCCGCCCCUCUGCGCAUCAAGUGCCACAAAUUUCAACCAAGGUCCAUCUCAGCAUCCGACAUCGUGAAUUUCUUGCAAUGUCUGGAUCCAUCCUGUCUGCGGAGGGUGGAACUGCGUAGAUGCAGGUUGAAACUGUCUGACAUUUUGGAGAUCCUGCCACACCUCUCACGCUUCCCGGAGCUGCGCAGCCUCAGCCUCCAGUGCACCAAUAUAUUUGGGCUGCCCCACAGGCCAGAAUUGGCCAAUGGAAUCCCGUGCCUGGCUCGGCAGCUGGGAAUGCUGCCCAGCCUCCGGGAGCUCAGCCUGGAAUAUUCCCAGGUCUCCGGGAAUCUGCACCAGAUCCUCGGCAACCUCCAGACUCCAUUGGAAAGCUUGGAAUUGCCCUUCUGCUCCCUCAUUCCCGACGACCUCGCCUUCCUCUCCCAAAGCUUCCACGCUCCAGCCCUCAAAAGGUUGAAGCUGAGCUCCUAUGACAUCUCUCAAGGCCUCCUGGAGCCACUCCGGCUGCUCCUGGAGAAAGCCUCGGCCUCACUGCUGCACCUGGAUCUCUCCUAUUGCUACAUUGCCGACUCCCACCUGGCCGUGCUGCUCCCGACACUCCUGCGCUGCUCCCGCCUGCGCUUCCUGGGACUCAACAGCAAUCCCCUGUCCAGGGCCGCGAUCAAGGAUCUGCUCCAGAAAACCUUGGAGCUGCCAAAUCUCCACCUGGUUGUGUAUCCUUACCCCCUGGAUUGCUACACAGGGGACCCAUCAGCAUUCGAAUGGCAUUUAGGGGAGUUUGUGGAUGCGGAGAUUUUGGCAGCGGCCAAGUCAGAGUUUUUCCAAAUCUUGGUAAAUUCCGGAAGAACCGACAUCGUCUGGACUGAUGAUCCCGACAGCCACAAAGCCCCGGACUACUUCUCUUUGUGAUUUGGGAAAAGCUCAGAGGCGGGAAAAGCUCAGAGCCUCCAUCACGAAAAAGUGCUACCACCUUGUUCCAGAAAUCCAGGUGUUUUCUGCUUAUCCUGGUGCUUUUCUGCCUUAUUCAAGUCGGUUUUUGCUUUCAUUUCGGUGCUUUUCUGUUGACGAUUGAGAGAGACAAGAGGACUACUGACUCGUGAUCAGAAUCUGAAUUUUAAUGUGAGCUACGUAUGCUCAUAUAGCAUUCUCAGAAAAGCCAGUCAUUUUUAACCAUGUUUAUUGGGUUAAACUUCACACAAAUAAACUUAACAUAUCUACUUAGUUAGAGUAA